Molecule: messenger RNA, 3046 nt
Organism: Stylophora pistillata
Lineage: Eukaryota; Metazoa; Cnidaria; Anthozoa; Scleractinia; Pocilloporidae
Product: heat shock 70 kDa protein 12A
Source: RefSeq, a predicted model, not a curated record
CAGGUCUGAUCUCUUCAAAUACCAUAAAUUGUAUCUCCUUCACUGAUCAAUUAUUGUUUAGAAGAAUCAUCGACAAGGAUGUAUGAGCCACAGGAGUUUGACAUGAGAACGAGAGAAACCUACCAUUCCCGGAAGUGAAUUACUUUCGGUUUCUGCAAUCGAACGCCUCGAUUGUUAAUAUAAGAUCCUGCAUAGUAACUGAUCUCUUCACUUUUGAAGUUUGUUAAAGUAAAUAUGCUAAUAGAUAAUAUGUAAGAUGAUUGAUGCACGGACUGGAAAGUAAGUAAAGAGGUUAUUUUUUCAUCAAACGAGCACAGAACCCUCACAUGUAUCUGCCUCUGCGACACCAAACGCAUUAGGAAUUGUAUUGACAAAAAAUAACCAGAACUAGGAGUUUUAAUCAGUUUGAAGAUCUGUAUUUCCAAACCUCCAUAUUUCACUGAAAGGAAAGCUGAGGAGUAUUCUCUUUUAAAUAACCGGUUUUUUAAAAUAUAUUUCAUAAUACACAGCUUCUACCCUCCGGCCGGAAACUGCAUAAUUAUAAUUAUAUCCUUCGGCAUGAUUUAAUGACUAAUGUUAAUUUCUUUCGCGAAUGUUCUUGUAUCAUUUUUUCGAAUUCUCUUAGCAGCUGCACCUUUUAUUUUCACUGAAUAGAGGCGAAAUAAAGCUAUUUUAUUCUCAGUGAGCCACUACUCACUAAAGUUCGUGCAUGCCGGUCGCGUCUUCCAGUGUAGUUGUGAUCAGGAAAUAUUCGAUUUGCUCUUCAGCAUCUGAAGGCUUGUUAUUCUCUGCAAGUUCAUCGUACAUAGCCGUGGUUGCUAUUGAUUUUGGGACCACAUACAGUGGCUUUGCUUUUGCUUUCAACCACAAGAAAGGAAAAGGAGGUAUCCAUAUGAACAAAGCGUGGGGAAAUGACCAGGGAGCUGCUACCCUUAAGACACCCACCUCUCUGCUUCUUCGCCUAGAUGGCAAAUUUGAUUCAUUUGGAUACGAAGCGGAGGAAAAGUACGCCAGCUUCUCUUGUGGUGAAGAUCGAGAUUAUCUCUACUUCAAACAUUUCAAAAUGGAACUUCACAAGUCAGGGACACUUGACAGAAAUACCAAGCUGACGGCUCGAAAUGGGAAAACAGUCGAUGCUUUGGUUGUUUUUGCCCACUCAAUGAGGUUUCUCAAAGAUCGAGCUAUCGAAAUUAUCCGCGAGAGAACUGGAGACGAAAAGUAUAAUGAAAAGGACAUUCGAUGGGUCAUAACAGUACCUGCCAUUUGGAGACCCGCCGCUAAGCAAUUCAUGAGAGAAGCUGCAUAUAAGGCGGAGAUGGCAUUGAAUGAUAACCCCGAACAGCUGCUUAUUGCUUUGGAACCAGAAGCAGCCUCUAUGUACUGCAGAGAAAUGAAGAUGAGAGAAUUCACGAAUGAGAAAGGAGAUGCCAGUGUGUCUGACGUCUUUGCUCGGCCUGAGUCAAAAUACCUUGUUGUUGAUAUCGGAGGCGGGACUCUCGAUGUCACAGCUCACGAAAUCUUAACAAAUGGAAACAUCAAAGAAAUCCAUCAAGUGACCGGUGGACCUUAUGGUGGAACUAAAGUUGACGAGGAGUUCGUCUCCCUGCUUGAGAGGUUUUUCGGAACUUCUCAAGUAAAAAACUUCCGUGACAACCACCCAGCAGAAUGGCUUGAGAUGAUGAAUGAAUUUGAGAUGAAGAAGCGAGGGCGCCGAGCUUACCAGGGCGAAACAACUAGAAUUCGCCUUCCCAGAACCUUUACAGCGCUGGUUUCAGAACAAGGUGGGCCUGAUCUGGCAAGACGAUUUGCAAGUUCCUGUAGAGUUGACGAUGUCCAAUUCGUCCGAAAUGAGUACUUCUGUAUAGGACCAGCGGCCAUGAAAAAGUUGUUUGAACCGGUUCUGAAUGGAAUAGUGAAGCACCUGAGCAACCUCCUUAAGCAUCGUAUGCUCCGUGAGCUGCAAUUUUUUUUCCUUGUUGGAGGUUUUGCUGAGUCAGCAAUACUUCAGGAUGCAAUCAAGCAGAACUUUAGCCGGAGAUGCAGAAUUUUAGUUCCAAGCAACGCCAGCAUUGCAAUUGUCCAAGGUGCGGUGAUGUUUGGGCAAACACCUGACACUUUCGACUCCAGAAUAAUGUCUACGACUUAUGGCUUCGAUCAGUACCUCCCGUUUGAUCCCAGUCUUCACCCAAUUGACAAGCGACACUUCGUUGACGGCGUAGCCUACUGUAGGAAUUGCUUUAUGGUUCUUGUUAAAGAGAAUGACAUUGUAAGGACAGGUGAGAAGAAAAUCUUCGCUAACUACAGGCCUUUAGAGGGAAGUCAAACAGCAGUCAGGUUCAGUUUUUUUACCUCGACCGAUCCUGACGCCAAAUAUUCAACAGACGCUGCAGUUAGCAACUCCAUAGGAGAGGUUAUCGUUAAAUCACCUGACGUUACUAAAGGAACAAACCGAAUGAUUGAUUUGGCGAUAGAGUUCGGUGGAACUGAGAUUAAAGCCACUGCAAUAGACAACAGCAGUGGGAACACUGCCACGGCAUAUCUUGACUUCCUAUGCAAUAAGGAUUAAAGAUCAAUGAAAAUCGAUUGAAAACUGAGAUAUGAAGUCCACGAUUGAAUAUAUGUGAUGAACCUGACUGCGGUUAAGAGACAAUAACUACAUUUGUAGAACUACGUUUGUAGAACAUAUACAUUAACUACAUUUGUAGAACAAUAACUACAUUUGUAGAUCAUGUAGAACAGAUUAAUCCCUGAAAAUAGUUGUAAAUAUCCGCUUUAGUCUCCGGGUGUAAGGAGACCAUCAUGAAUAACUCCCUGUGAAAGCCAAACGUGACAUAAUAAGGCAUAUUUGAACUUCACUUUAUAACUGAAACUCCAGAUUGCUACAAAGCUGGGGCAGAGACAAGAUAUCCACCGAAGAACAAAUUUUAAAUUUAUUUCUUAGCAUUAAUAAGGUAAGUUCACCAAAUCGAGCCCAAAGAACUACAGUUAAGUACAAUUUUGAAACAGUCUUGUAACAAAGUGUGAAAUUAAAAAAUUGUGUGUUGCA